Molecule: messenger RNA, 2064 nt
Organism: Xenia sp. Carnegie-2017
Lineage: Eukaryota; Metazoa; Cnidaria; Anthozoa; Malacalcyonacea; Xeniidae
Exons: 5
Coding region: 75-653 (192 amino acids)
Cellular component (GO): cytoplasm; nucleus
Source: RefSeq, a predicted model, not a curated record
CAUAGAAAGUGGAUAAAUCCUUUGCAUUUUUUAGCUUUUCCCGUUUAUCCUUGUCCUAAAGUCUAAUCAACACAAUGGCAGCGAAAUACGAUAACAUGGCUACCGUCGAAAAGUUUGUGAAAGAUACCUUAAAAUUAGUGGAAAAGACAGUGCAAGAAUGGGAAAUGACGAAAAAAUCUUCAAAUGAAAUACUAGAAUCCUUCUUGAAUCUUCAUGAACAACUAACGUGUUGUGAAGAGGCGGAAUUUCCGUCCGAAUUCAUGAACGAUUUUCCCGACGUGAAAAAACGUGUUAUCUAUAAAAUAACUAAAUGCUUGAACGACAAAAUGAAGAAACUCAAUAAUGUGAUGAAAACAUUUGAAGGACUACAAGAUGGUUUACAAACUGCUCAAGCUACGUUGUUGGAGAUAGUUACAUAUAGCUCAGACAAGUUUGAUUUAGAUGAUUUCUGUAAAGGCAAUGUGAACAGUCCACCAUUGACAAUGUUGUUUGAAUGCAUAAUUGAUAUCACUACUGGGUAUUCAAAUUUAUAUGAACAAACGAAGGAUUUAGUUACUAACAUACGAUAUGAUGACAAAUUGUAUUUCAAGACAUUGGCAAAAAAAUGGAAAGAUAAUUCCAUGCUCACUCAAAUAAGUGGUAAAAUAGAUUGAAUCCAAAGUAUCCAAAACAUUUGCUAUUGCAUAAAUAUGUAGAUUUCACAAUUGUUACUAUUUAUUUUAUGACAUACAUAGAGACACAGAUUAAGUCACUGUAUCCCAUAGUCGUAUCAUACAUUUUACUAAGUUCAUCCCAGAACUGCACAUGAUGUAAGACAGUAUAUAAAAAUACAAUUUAUCCACUUUAGGGAGACUUAAAGAAGUGUCAAUGUUUCUGGACCAUGAAAGACUGGAUCAUUGUUAAUGUUUCUGGACCAUGAAAAACUGGAUCAUUGUUAAUUCAAAGUGACAGUUUUAAAACAACAGUUCAUGUUCCAGAGAAGGUAUUUAAAAAAUUCUUCUCGUAAGCUCAGUGAGCACAAUUCUUGGGAAGAAAUGUGGACAACAAAGGCCAGGUUGAGCUCAGGAAAAGACAUGACCACAAAGCUGCUUACAGUGCCGUAUUCAUAAUAAUGAGGAGCAAGUUCAUACAGCCAAGAGGACUGGAUCUAGAAAAGAAAAAACGAAGGAUCCUGUCAUGUUUACUCAAUGGCUCAAACCCAGUCUUCAAACAAGCACGACGCUCAUGGAAUUGUUUUACAAAUGAAGAGCAGAUAUCUACAGCUGUUUGAACGUACAAGCAAAACUAUUUAUUGAGAAAACUUUUAAAUGACCUAAUUGAGACGUUAUUCCGAAGGAAAACACGAACUGUUAUUAAAUAAAAAUAAUGAAUAAGUCACAGCUAAGUCGGGUUACAAAAGAGCCAGAUCACCCUCUCCUCCCAGAAGAAAAAUAAAGAUAACAAAGUUUAUUUCAUCCUAAAGAAACUGCAGUCACCGACAAUUAAAAGUAACUAUCCAAUGGGACACGAUAUCUUGGCUUUGCAGAGGAAACCUGUCCCCAGGUCUUACUAGGUGCGCCGCUCAAUUUUUGCUAUCACCCACGUUCAACUGGGGGUCUGUUAAAUUGAAAACAUGCGGUGGAUAUAAAACGUUACUGAUUAUGAAAACUGCUGAUUAUAAACAAUCGUCGAUUAACGUACUCGCUUUUCAAUGAGGAAUAAUUUAGAACUCUAAAGUAAAUGGUUUGAACCCGGCAGUAUCGUUACAUGUUUGUAGAUGUAGAUCGUCCAGGUUAGUAUAGUCAUGAGAAAGACUAUUUGUGUUUAUGUUGACUGACGUUUCGACAACCUUAGCGGUAGUCAUCUUCAGAGUCAAAUGAGGAACAAACGUACCGUAGACGCACAGCUGAGCUUGUUGAAACGUAAGUCAAUAUCAACGAUCUUCAUGUACAAACAUUUAAUUUAGAACUCCAUCAUACCACAGUUAUAUCUCGCAUAAAUUCCUUCGAUGUUUGUUGCAACUCGUGAUAUACGAUCCUGUACAUAAAGAAAAAAAAACAAAAAAAGAAAAGAUCGAGAAAAUUU